AUGUUAGGAAGAGUUGCAGGCUACUCAGGCUUUGACUCAUUCAAUGUCACAGCUGUCACCACUACCAAACCAGGACAGACAGGAAUCACCAGAGAUUAUUAUAAGGAUGCGAACAAGGUCAAACCUACUGGAAGUGCUUACAUGGGAGGAUAUAACAGAUUUGGAUCAAACCACCAGAUUACUCUAGACAAGACCGUCAAGCCCACUGAUUAUAAAAGAGUCAGCAGAGGGGGCAAGCAGAAUUUGAAAUAUGAGUUCCUCCAUCAACCCGAGUUAUAUAAAUAUACAAAAGAGGGAAAGCAAUCUCAGACUCCUUCUAAUAUAGGUGCAACUUCUACAAAACUUCAAAGGAGUGGAGCCAACAAUGUUGGAAUUAGAUCGCCUUCUGAGCCUGCUUUGGCAACCAAGAACACUGAAAUGUAUAAAACUACUAAGCAUUGGCAGAGUAAUUACAAGAUGGACAAUGAGAAGGCAAUGGCAAGACCGAAUUCCCAAGCCCAAAGACCAUUUUGGUCCUAUCCAAAGCACCAUCAUGUAGCUAGAAGAAGCUUUUAUAAGACCGAGAAUCAGAAUAAAUUCGGAACUUAUGGGCAUAUUCCCAGAAAAGUUCUUGACCAUAACGCUACUAAGCUCGAAAAUGAAGUAAGUGAGCUAACAAUGGGUACUACAAAGGUAACCAGCCACAUCCCAGGUUAUGGAGGUUUCCUCGUUAGAACCGAUCUAAACGACAAAGCUCUUUCUCAGACGAAGAACAACUUGACUAGGAACUUAAUGCAGAAUAAAACCAAUCUGAAUGAGAACUUCAAUGUGAAACUUCCAGGUUAUUCUGGUUACAAGCCCAUGAGCUUCACUAAUGAGAAGGGAAACCCAAGACCCAACUUAUUCUCCACUAAUGGCGAGACUUUCUCUUAG
Molecule: messenger RNA, 912 nt
Organism: Moneuplotes crassus
Lineage: Eukaryota; Ciliophora; Spirotrichea; Euplotida; Euplotidae
Source: the annotation of a GenBank genome assembly